Nyctereutes procyonoides (raccoon dog) is the source of this 561-nucleotide messenger RNA. RefSeq names its product interferon beta 1 (gene IFNB1). Gene Ontology annotation, cellular component: extracellular region. The record is from RefSeq and is a predicted model, not a curated record. The coding region runs from base 1 to 561 and encodes 186 amino acids. The transcript has a single exon. NCBI's taxonomy places the organism in Eukaryota, Metazoa, Chordata, Mammalia, Carnivora, Canidae. Gene Ontology annotation, biological process: B cell proliferation; T cell activation involved in immune response; response to exogenous dsRNA. Gene Ontology annotation, molecular function: cytokine activity; type I interferon receptor binding.
AUGACCGGUCGAUGCAUCCUCCAAACAACUCUCCUGCUGUAUUUCUCCACCAUGGCUCUUGCCAUGAGCAACGACUUGCUUCGAUCCCAACUAAGCAGCAGCAGUUUGGAGUGUCAGGAGCUCCUAUUACAGUUGAAUGGAACCACUGAAUAUUGCCUCAAGGACAGGAUAAACUUCGAGAUCCCUGAGGAAAUCGAGAAAUCACGCCAGUUCCAGAAGGAGGACAUCAUAUUGAUCACCCAUGAGAUGUUCCAGAAGAUCUUUGAUAUUUUCAGGAGAGACAUCUCUAGAACAGGAUGGAAUGAGACCACUGUCGAGAACCUUCUUGUGAAGCUCCACGGGCAGAAGGAACAUCUGGAGAUAAUCCUGGAGGACGUCAUAGAGAAGGAAAACUUCACCUGGGACAACAGGACUCUUCUGCACCUGAAGAAAUAUUACUUAAGGAUUGUGCAGUACCUGAAGGCCAAGGAAUACAGCAUCUGUGCCUGGACAAUAGUCCGAGCAGAAAUCUGCAGGAACUUUUUCUUCCUUAAUAUACUUACAGAUUAUCUCCAGAACUGA